AAUUCGAAACGAGUGGACGGAAGAAUGGUUGUGUGAAGAACGUUGGUACACUGCCAAAAAGCACCACAGGUACUAGAUCAGCCGAGUACACAGAUUGACGCUACCAGGAUGUUUGGUAAUUUUGCUCAGCUUGCCCGUGGGUCCGUUAGGGCAUUUUCUACCUCUGGUGCCGCCAAAAACACUAUUACCACCUUCGGUGAAGCUGCAAAGAAUCCUUCCAAAUUGAACAGAGAAAGCAAGGCUGCAACCAAGAAGAUAAAAGACAUACAAACUGUGAAAAAUGUGUUACAUUGCAACUUCAAGAAGAACAACACGUUUCUAACCCUGACGAAGGUUCUGAUGGAUAAAAACUACCCAGCAAACCACCCUGGCGAGUCGUUCAACGAGAAAGUCUUGUACUUCUUGACUUUGCCACAAAGAAUAGUCAUUUCCCAGUCGACAGGAUACUUGGGAUUCAGGAAGGCACAAAGAGGUGAGUACGAAGCGUCUUUCCAGCUUUCAUCCCACAUUUUUAAGAACAUCAACGAAAAACGUUUACUCCAGGAUAGCGGCAAGCUAGAAAUAAUUGUCAGAGGUUUCGGUAAGGGGAGAAAGGCCUUUUUCGACGCACUCAAAGGUAAGGAAGGCAAUGGCAUUAGAGAGUACAUAUCGAGAUUAAGUGAUUUGACACCGAUCGCAUUUGGUGGUAACAGAGCACCUUCUAGAAGAAGAAUCUGAUCCGCAUACAUCACAUUAUCUGCACUUUGUUACGGUCUCAUUUUCUCAUUCUCUCUCAAGUGGCCCAUGUAAAUAGCAUAUUUAUAAUGAUAAACUAUCAUCUCAUCUUACCCCACCUAAGUAAACCCCACCAAUUCUUCCAAACCCUUUAUAGAGUCACGUGCAUAUAGCGAGGGCUUUGUUGCAACUAAACCUGUCGCAACCACGCAAUGAAAUUUCUCUCCUCGAUCGCUCCCUCGCCAGUC
Molecule: messenger RNA, 962 nt
Organism: Pichia membranifaciens NRRL Y-2026
Lineage: Eukaryota; Fungi; Ascomycota; Pichiomycetes; Pichiales; Pichiaceae
Exons: 1
Coding region: 109-717 (202 amino acids)
Biological process (GO): maturation of SSU-rRNA from tricistronic rRNA transcript (SSU-rRNA, 5.8S rRNA, LSU-rRNA); translation; ribosomal small subunit assembly
Cellular component (GO): ribosome; mitochondrial small ribosomal subunit
Molecular function (GO): small ribosomal subunit rRNA binding; structural constituent of ribosome; mRNA 5'-UTR binding
Source: RefSeq, a predicted model, not a curated record